Molecule: messenger RNA, 1293 nt
Organism: Oldenlandia corymbosa var. corymbosa
Lineage: Eukaryota; Viridiplantae; Streptophyta; Magnoliopsida; Gentianales; Rubiaceae
Source: the annotation of a GenBank genome assembly
AUGGCCACCAAGUGGAAGCACUUCAGUAAGGUGACAUGUGUCAGGCAGCUCCCAAAUAACAAACCAAAACUUCACAUUGUUCUGCAAAGAGAUAAUAGAACAGAGCAGAAAGAACACCAACAAACUUGUGCCCUCAUGGAAACUCUCAUCUCCUCCACAACUCUCCAACUCAGGAAUCCUCAAACUUCCCUCUUUCCCAAAACAUCACAUUUCAAUUCCCCUGCAUUUUCAAGGGUACAAUUCAGUAGCAAACCUUGUUUUGGUGUUCUAAACCGCUGCAAUAAGAACUGUUUUAAAGUUUUUGCUGCUUCCCAGUCUGCCCCUGCUGAAGUUUCUACCAGUUCUUCCUCCAUACCAUCCACAAUGAAGGCUUGGAUUUACAGUGAAUAUGGAGGUGUUGAGGUUUUGAAGUUUGAUGAGAGUGUUGCUGUUCCUGAAAUUAGUGAUGAUCAGGUCUUGGUUAAGGUUGUUGCUGCUGCUCUUAACCCUGUUGAUUUCAAGAGGAGACUUGGCAAAUUCAAGGCCACCGAUUCACCUCUUCCGACCGUGCCAGGUUAUGAUGUUGCCGGUGUGGUGGUUAAAGUUGGUAGCCAAGUAAAGAACCUUAAAGAAGGAGAUGAAGUAUAUGGUGAUAUCAGUGAGAAAGCACUGGAUGGGCCAAAGCAGUUUGGAUCCCUAGCCGAAUAUACUGCUGUUGAGGAGAAAUUGUUGGCUCUGAAACCCAAGAAUAUUGAUUUUGCUCAAGCUGCAUCUCUUCCUCUGGCAAUUGAGACUGCCAAUGAAGGUCUUGAAAGAGCUGGAUUUUCUGCUGGCAAAUCCAUUCUUGUUCUCGGUGGUGCUGGGGGUGUUGGAUCACUCGUUAUACAGCUUGCAAAACACGUAUUUGGGGCUUCUAAAAUAGCAGCUACUUCCAGCACUGGGAAAUUGGAAUUGCUGAAAAGCCUUGGUGCUGAUUUAGCAAUUGACUAUACAAAGGAGAAUUUCGAAGAUCUUCCAGAGAAAUUUGAUGUAGUUUAUGAUACCGUUGGGCAGGGAGAUAAGGCGGUGAAAGCAGUGAAGGAAGGCGGAAGUGUGGUGGUCCUAACGGGCGCUGUCGAACCCCCUGGUUUCAGAUUUGUGGUCACAUCCACCGGCGAAGCUCUCACGAAACUGAAUCCAUUCCUAGAGAGUGGAAAAGUGAAGCCAGUUAUUGAUCCCAAAGGGCCAUUCCCAUUUUCUCAGGUCACUGAAGCUUUCUCUUAUCUUGAGACUAACCGGGCUACAGGAAAGGUAGUUAUCCAUCCGAUUCCAUGA